GAUCUUCAACUUUUAACCUCGAUAUAAAGAAGCAUCAGAGAAGAGGAACAGCACUGCACUGUGCACAACUCAAUUUCCCAAAAGUCAAAACCUGUUUGGAACAAAAGAAAUUCUGGGAAUUUCACAUCUUAGAAGGAAUUGAGGUCAAGAAGAAGUGAAAUGCCGGAAGAGGAGUUGGUGGAGAUAAAGUUCAGGCUUUUCGAUGGCUCCGAUAUGGGACCCUUCAGAUACUCAUCCACAGCCACCGUCGAUAUGCUUAAGCAAAGGGUUGUCUCCGAUUGGCCCAAAGGUAAAACGGUCAUCCCAAAGGCAGCAAAUGAAGUGAAAUUGAUUAAUUAUGGCAAAAUAUUAGAAAACAAUAGGACUGUUGGCCAAUGUAGAGUUCCAUUUGGCGAGUUCGCAGGGGAAGUCAUAAUAAUGCACGUUGUUGUACAGCCAUCUCUAGCAAAAGCUAAAGUUGAAAAGAAGAUUGAUGAUUCGCCCAAGAUGACUGUUUGUCGUUGUUCCGUAUUAUGAAGACAGUUCGUUGAGUUGGAGAUCUUCAUCCGUGAUUAAUCAAUCACCCAUAAACUACAGAAAUCAUUUCAUGAGCAAAUCCUUCUAUUCUCAACAUUCAUGUGUAAAGCAAGUACAUACGGGCAAUUAUAUAUUAUCAUGUUAUAGAAAAGUUUGUCUUUAUGGUGACUUCCAAAAUGCUAUUCUUUUAUUACAAGGUCUAAAGGGUUAUUGACAUUAUAGCCAUUGAUUGCUACAAUUGUUUACAUUUUCAAGCGUGGGUGGGGGGCUUUGGACUUUAUUGAUUGGUGUAAUUUGUUUUAUAAAAUGGGUUGAAUGGAUAAUAACA
Molecule: messenger RNA, 844 nt
Organism: Gastrolobium bilobum
Lineage: Eukaryota; Viridiplantae; Streptophyta; Magnoliopsida; Fabales; Fabaceae
Product: membrane-anchored ubiquitin-fold protein 3-like
Exons: 4
Coding region: 160-516 (118 amino acids)
Molecular function (GO): protein binding
Source: RefSeq, a predicted model, not a curated record